AUGUCACCAAAGAAAUGGUCGAAAAACACGUUCGGCUGGGCGCGUGCCGAAGUGCUCGGCGCGUUGGUGAAUGCUGUGUUCCUGGUGGCGCUGUGCUUCAGCAUCACGGUGGAGGCGGUCAAGCGGUUCAUAGAGAUCGAGAUGAUACACGAUGCGAGGCUGCUGGUCGCCGUCGGCACCCUUGGGUUACUGCUCAACAUCUGUGGACUGUUCCUGUUUCAUGAACACAGCGGGCACGGACAUUCGCACGGAGGUGUUCCACCACCAUCCAACGUGAGGCACCUCACUGAGAUCGUGAACAGUAAUGCUGACAUGGCGCUAGGCCACAAUGCGACGGACACGGAGGAAACAGACGAAAUGGUCCCGCCUAAAGUCAGCAAAGUACAGAAUAAUAACAAGCAGACGCCAUGCAGGGCGAACAACGAUCCAGGACACAUGAAUAUGAAGGGAGUGUUCCUGCACGUCUUGUCUGAUGCUUUGGGUAAGUGUUUGAUUUGUUUGCGACUUAAUACUAAUUUUGAUGCGGAUGUUGAAAGGGCAAAAUCAAAAUCCUACCAUAUUUACCGUUAAAUUUGCGUUCAAUUG
Molecule: messenger RNA, 585 nt
Organism: Manduca sexta (tobacco hornworm)
Lineage: Eukaryota; Metazoa; Arthropoda; Insecta; Lepidoptera; Sphingidae
Product: zinc transporter 1-like
Exons: 2
Coding region: 1-570 (189 amino acids)
Biological process (GO): zinc ion transmembrane transport; detoxification of zinc ion; intracellular zinc ion homeostasis
Cellular component (GO): membrane
Molecular function (GO): zinc ion transmembrane transporter activity
Source: RefSeq, a predicted model, not a curated record